GAGGCGGCGGGCGCGGGCGGCCGAGCGGAGCCGAGCGCGGCCGAGCCGGGCCGAGCCGGACCGAGCGGAGCCGGGCCGGGCCCAGGAGCGCGCGGACGAUGCGGGCGGCCGUGCGGGGCGCGCGGGGCCGCUGAGCCGCGUCCGGUGGGCGAGCGCGGCGCGGCCAUGGCCGGGGUGGGCUACGCGGCGCCCUGGUGGGCGAGCCUCCUGCACCGGCUGCCGCACCUGGACCUGCGCGGGGAGCCCACCGGCAGCCUCUUCCGGCCCGAGGACGCCGACUACCAGCAGGCACUGCUGCUGCUGGGGGCCACAGCGCUGGCCUGCCUCGCCCUGGAUCUCCUCUUCCUGCUCUUCUACUCCUUCUGGCUGUGCUGCCGGCGGCGCAAGAGCGAUGAGCACCUGGACGCAGACUGCUGCUGCACGGCCUGGUGCGUCAUCAUCGCCACGCUGGUGUGCAGCGCGGGCAUCGCUGUGGGCUUCUACGGCAACGGGGAGACCAGCGACGGCGUCCACCGGGCCACGUACUCGCUGCGUCACGCCAACCGCACAGUGGCGGGGGUGCAGGACCGCGUGUGGGACACGGCGGCCGCCCUGAACCGCUCGGCGGAGCCCAGUCUGCAGAGCCUGGAGCGGCAGCUGGCCACGCGCCCCGAGCCCCUGCGCGCCGUCCAGCGGCUCCAGGGCCUGCUGGGGAAGCUGCUGGCCUACACUGCGGCCAUCCCGUUUUGGAAGAACCCCUCGGUGUCGCUGGAGGCGCUGGCCGAGCACGUGGACCUCUACGACUGGUACAGGUGGCUGGGCUACUUGGGGGUCCUGCUGCUGGACGUGGCCAUCUGCUUGCUGGUGCUCGUUGGCCUCAUCCGCAGCUCCAAGGGCAUCCUGGUGGGGGUCUGCCUGCUGGGGGUCUUGGCCCUCAUCAUCAGCUGGGGUACGCUGGGCUUGGAGCUGGCCGCCGCCGUGGGCUCCAGCGACUUCUGCGUGGACCCCGACACCUAUGUCACACGCAUGGUGGAGGAGCACUGGGUGCUGAGUGGGGACAUCCUGCAGUACUACCUGGCCUGCUCGCCGCGCGCCGCCAACCCCUUCCAGCAGACGCUGUCGGGCAGCCACAAGGCGCUGGUGGAGAUGCAGGACGUGGUGGCCGAGCUGCUGAGGACAGUCCCGAAGGAGAACCCCGCCACCAAGGACCCACUGCUGCGCGUCCAGGAGCUGCUGAACGGCACCGAGGUCAACCUGCAGCACCUCACGGCGCUGGUGGACUGCCGCAGCCUGCACCUGGACUACGUGCAGGCCCUCACGGGUCUCUGCUGCGACGGCGUGGAGGGCCUCAUCUACCUGACGCUCUUCUCCUUCGUCACGGCCCUCAUGUUCAGCUCCAUCGUCUGCAGCAUCCCCCACACCUGGCCGCACAAGAGAGGCCCUGAUGAGGACGGGGAGGAGGAGGCAGCCCCCGGCCCACGGCGGGCGCACGACAGCCUCUACCGCGUGCACAUGCCGAGCUUGUACAGUUGCGGGAGCAGCUACGGCAGCGAGACCAGCGUCCCCGCCGCAGCCCACACAGUCAGCAACGCACCCGUCACCGAGUACAUGAGCCAGAAUGCCAACUUCCAGAGCACCCGCUGUGAGAACACCCCCCUCAUCGGGCGCGAGUCUCCGCCGCCCUCACGCUACCUGGCGGCCCUGGACUCUGCCCGACACUCGGGCUGGCAGUUCCAGCCCCUGGACAGUGGCCGACUGCGGUGGUGGCCUCAGAGCGACAGUACACCUCCAGCAUGAGAGCCAAAUACCUCGCCACCAGCCAGCCGCGCCCCGACUCCAGUGGCAGUGGCCACUAGCCGGCCAGCCGCCCGCCCACGUGCCAACCGCCCCGUCUCCCCGCACCACCGCUGGACGCUCCGCCAUGGGCUCCUCUGCCACUCCCUGGCCUCCUUCCUGCAGGCUGCUCGGACCGUGGACAGCCCGCGGCCCCUCUGCCCGCUUCCGCCUGCAGCCCGCUGGCUCACACUGCCCUGCCCCUGGUGAUUCUCACUCCACAGGCCUCGUGCAACCGGACCCGGACCCGGGGCACCACUUUCUCUGCCCUGCCAGCCUCCAGCCUCACUCUCUCCCUCAGUGUCCCGCAGUGCCCUGGGCCGCUGGCCGCCUUCUCGGUGCCAAACCCCACCCCCCCGCAGGCCUGGCAGUGUCGGCUGUCUUUGCACUAACCUCCUUUGUCACCCUUAGGGCAGGCACGGCCGCCCGUCCCUUCGCUCCCCUUUGCUCCCUGACAGGCGCUGUGUCCCCAGGCCCAACGGGGCGCUCCAGGCUGGCAGCGACGGUGGCGGACAGGGUCUUUGUGGGCUGUGGGACGGGGCAGGGGUUCGGCCCCACGGUGCUUCCAGCGUCCUGCAGGAUAUCUCCCCUGCCCGGGAGACCAGGCCCCCGCCCCCCUUCCCUUCCGGACCAAAUGGGCCGCUGCUGGCCCGAACCACGGAGGGAGCAGAGGGGCCAGCUUGGGUGUCCUGGGGCCCCAGCCUCCAGCUGAGCCCAGCGCGGCCGCCCCUGUCUCCGGCCUGGCACGCCGGCGCCAAGCACAAUGGCUGCCCCGCAAUGUGAAUGCACGGCCCGCGGGCACACCCCUGCCCCCCUUCUGAGUUCUGGGGGCCCCUUCUCAGCCCUCUCCCCUGUACCUGCAGCCCUUCAGUCUGGGGAGGAGGGGAGGAUAUGGGGAGUCUGCAGCGCACUGAGGGGCCAGGCACACCCCCCAAUCCCCCCCGUAGCCUGUGCCCGAGUGGGCCAGUGCGGACGAGGCUGUGAGGGGCUGUCCUGCGGGCCGAGGGCUGGCUGGGUGACAGGCCCAGCUCCACUCAGCACCCCCCAGGCCCUGAUCUGGGCCUCCUCCAGCUCCGUAGGACCGUGGUCAUGUGCUGUCUGCUGUGGUUUUUUUUUUUUAACUGGGUUUUGGGGGUUGGUUUUUUCUUUGGGGGGCUUUAUUUUUGUUGGCAGAUACUAAAAAAUCUCCAUGUAAUUUCUGUGGUUUCUAUUCAGCUUGGGUUUCAUGUUUUAAAAUAAACACAUUUUAAAAAAUCA
Messenger RNA from Sorex araneus (European shrew), 3069 nucleotides. RefSeq names its product tweety family member 3 (gene TTYH3). Gene Ontology annotation, molecular function: volume-sensitive chloride channel activity; intracellularly calcium-gated chloride channel activity. Bases 166 to 1776 code for a protein of 536 amino acids. NCBI's taxonomy places the organism in Eukaryota, Metazoa, Chordata, Mammalia, Eulipotyphla, Soricidae. The record is from RefSeq and is a predicted model, not a curated record. The transcript is spliced from 15 exons. Gene Ontology annotation, cellular component: plasma membrane.